AUGUUACCAAAAGUUACGUAUAUUUUUAGACAGACAUUAGUGACUGCUGGCGUCUCGCUGAGUGUGAUGGAACAUUGCUUGGUCGGUGGAUUUUCUGCUAUACUUAUACCUCAACUACGCGAAGAUACCACAUUUACAGUUAGCAGUAAUACAGAGACGUGGAUUGCAUCCAUUUAUGGAAUAUCAUUAAUCCCUGGAGCAUUAAUGACGCCGUUCAUACUAAGCAGAUACGGUCGACGGAAAGCAAAUCUUAUUAGCUCUCUCAUAAUGAUUUUGGGAUGGGUGUGCACCGUCUUUGCGAACGAUGCGAAGCUAAUUUUAUUCGCAAGAUUCAUACAAGGCAUGGCGCUUGGAAUCUCAAGUUUAUCAGGACCAAUUUUAGUGGGAGAAUACACUACACCAAAGUACAGAGGUGGUUUCCUGACUGUGAUGACUCUGUCACUGUCAUUAGGGUCCAUGAUAGUCCACACUGUUGGAUCCCUUCUUACUUGGAGAAGAACUGCAAUGUUUUGUUUAGGCUUAACAGUUUUAGAUGCAAUUAUAAUAUUAUUAUCACCUGAAACACCCGUGUUCCUAGCCACCCGUGGGAGAUAUGAUGAAUGCAGGAAAGUAUUUCACUGGCUGAGAGGACAUGAAGAGGAAGAUGAAUUAGAAGCCAUGAUCAAAGCUGACAUGCAUCGUAAAGAGACUAAAUUGCAAAACAAAAAAGGUUUACUCAAAAAAAUUACAGCUAAAAGCAAAUAUGUUGUGGAUAUUUCGAAAAAAUCCGAAUUUUAUAAACCACUGAUACUGAUGUUGCAUUUGGACGUUAUAAAUGUUUGGUCUGGAUCUAUGAUGAUGGAUAUUUACGGUAUUGAUAUACUCCACAAGCUGACAAGGGAUGAUAUCAACGUAUACAACUGGUUGAUUGCUAUGGACGUUGUUAGAUUGAUGGCUAAAGGAUGCGGGAUAGUUGUACAUUCAAAAUUUAAGAGACGUACUAUGGUCAUAAUGUUUGUAUGCCUAAAUAUUUUAGCCUAUUUAUCUACAGCUAUCUUUUCAUACACCAAAGACCGUAAUUUUGGAUUUUACCAUCCCGUUAUACCAGCAAUUUUGGUUUAUUUUCUAAUAAUCACUGUUGGAACUGGGAUUCAACCUCUAGUCAAUAUUAUAGCAGGCGAAAUCUUUCCGUUGGAAUAUAAGGGUGUGAGUAGUAUGAUAAUAGUAUUAUUUCUUGCUGUAAACAUUACUGUUAAAAUGAAAACAUUACCAUAUCUAUUUUGGAAUAUUGGACUACCAGGAACAUACUGUUUAUAUAGUGGUCUAAUAGUUUAUGCGUUAGUUGUAGUCAUGACAAUACUACCUGAGACGAAAGAUAAGACUCUACAGUAUAUCGAAGAAGUGUACUGGAAGAAGCCUUCCUUUAGGGAUAAAUUGGCGAAAGAACAACCGUCAUGUUAA
Molecule: messenger RNA, 1440 nt
Organism: Achroia grisella
Lineage: Eukaryota; Metazoa; Arthropoda; Insecta; Lepidoptera; Pyralidae
Product: facilitated trehalose transporter Tret1-like
Exons: 3
Coding region: 1-1440 (479 amino acids)
Biological process (GO): transmembrane transport
Cellular component (GO): membrane
Molecular function (GO): transmembrane transporter activity
Source: RefSeq, a predicted model, not a curated record